Messenger RNA from Symbiodinium natans, 3666 nucleotides. NCBI's taxonomy places the organism in Eukaryota, Dinophyceae, Suessiales, Symbiodiniaceae. The record is from the annotation of a GenBank genome assembly.
AUGAGCACCAUCACAGGCACGCUGACGCGUCCUUUCACGAAGAAUCCACCGCCACUGGUGCCACCCAGCCCCGAAAGGCGACAGGAGAAGACGCCAGACCCUUCCGUUCGUGGCUCUCGCCUUCUCCUCGUGGCCGGUGCAGAACCGGGAGACCGCGACGCAUGGUGGCACAAACAGGCUGAGAUCCGUGAGUUGCAGGCGGCCAACAAGUCACUGCUUCGACGGGUGUACGACCCGAGCCCAAAUGCAGUUCCCCGACUGCCCAAGAAAGCAGAGGAGGCUUCAGCCCAGCCGCAGGCCUCCAAAGACGCUGCAGAGCAAGCUCCAGCUGCGAUCGAGGCUGAAGGCCAGCAGCCAAUGGCAUCAAUUGAGCCCGCUGCACCAAUUGCACCGGAUGAGGUCGCGGACUCCCCAUCAACACGUAAUGGGGCAGAGUCUGUGGCCUCCACUCAGAUUGUCCGGACGCGAACAGAAAGCGAGGCCACGUUUGCUGCCAGCACGAUAGCGAAGCUGGAGGGCCAGCUGCAUGCGCAGGAGGAAGCCCUCAUGGCCGAGCGCGCCCGAUACAGGGAGGACAUGCAGUGGCAUCAGGCGGAAGCUGCUGAGGAACGAAAGCGCCUGAGGCGAGAUGCCGCCAAAAAAGUGGCAGAGCUCCAGUCGCGGUCGACCGAGCUCGUCGAGGAGGUGCAGGAGGCCACGGCAAAAGCCAAGGAAGCAGAGAGAACCAUGCACAGCAGGAUAAGUUCCAUGCGAUCAGCCUCCCAGCGGCUGCGGAAUCAGCUUCAGGCCGAAAGGGGCACUACCAGCACUGAGACGUUGGAGGAGAGAGACACGCAGCAUCGCGACCAGCUUCAGCGUUUGGAAGAGCUACGCUUUGAAGUGGAGUGUCGGGAGGCGGCCUCCUCCGAGCUGGAGCUGGCACUCGCUUUCGAGCGCUCGGCGGCCAAAGAGGAGCGAGAGGCGCUGCUGAAGGAGCUAGCCGACCUAAGCACCGAAGCCUCGCAGGCCCGCAGCCGCAAUGCUGAGAUUGUCAAGAAGGAUGAGGAGCUGGAGACUCAGCUAGCAAACCUCUCCGGUCAGCUCAAGACGUCCGAAGCUGCAGCAGCUGUGGCCAUGGAGCAGAUGAAGGAAGAGGGUCGGGCAGCGUGCCUGCUGCAGAGUCAGUGCCAAGAGGCCGAGUCCAAAGCCCAGACUGCCUCGGAGCAGUACCAGGCACUCAUCCAGGCGCUGAAGAAGGAGCAGGAGGCUGCUGACUGUCAGCUUCAGAACCUUCUGCAGGAGGCAGCUCGGAAGCAGAACGAGCUGCACGAACUGGGCGGUGAAGGUGCCAUCCUCAAUAUGCCUGAGGCGUGCGAGCCAAUGUUGAUGGGACUUGCUUGCGGCAUCUCGCGGGCACGCUGUGGCCUAGACGAUCCCUGGUGCGUUGUGUUAAGCUCAGUGCAUAGCUUUAUACAGGGGCACCCACUGGGCACGCUGCAGGCUUGGCCUCUGCGCUUCUGUCCUGGGCUGACGGAAAUGGAGCCCACGGAGUCAAUGGAGCCCUGGCUCGAAACGAGUGAGGGGGCGAGGACUGGGAUGACCUUGGUUUCAUCCAUUGAUGGCAUUGUCACGCAAAACUUCGGAAUUUCCAAGGCCUCAGCACGCGCGCAGUGGCUCGUGGAGAACCAGGGGCUGGACAAGGAGGCUGCACAACAGCGCAUCAUGAAGGAGUUUCCCAGUGUAUUUGGUGCUCCCCGCGGAUGGAACCCCGACGAGGAUUGCGCUGGUACACGUGCCGAGGAUCGAGCCUUGUGGCUUAUGCAGAACCAGGGAAUGAAUCGAGAGGAUGCGCAAAGAAAGGUCAUGGACGAGUUCCCACAGCUUUUCCUCAGGGCGUCUGGGGUGGCAGGGGAAGACGUCCCUGUUCUGCAGUCGUCCUCGCAGCCCUCGCAGCCCUCGCAGCCUUCGAAGCCUUCGAAGCCUUCUGGAUCCGGGUAUCUCCCUAGCCGAGAGGUGCAAGGCAGUCCGGAGGCCAAUCCACCGAGGUGGCCGAGCUCUGUUUUGGUGCUCAGCAAGGGAUCUGGCUAUGACGUGGUAGACCAAAUCUACGAAGAAAUGUCCUCGCUGGACAGAGGUCAAUUCUCCACCAGCAGGUAUGCGCUUCUUUUUGAGGCAUCGCCAAAAAUGCAUGACGUGGAUGUCCGAGUUGGAUUUUACACGUCAGUUUAUGGCUUGGGGAGGCACCCAUCUGACACCAACAUCCGGUCUGUAACAUCUACAAACGAGACGCCUCAUCCCGAGCUUGGGUCAUUGCAGAACUUCUGGCGGAGCGCAGAGAACUUCCAGACGAACUGCCAUCCGACCUACACUUGCGGCGGCAAAGGAGGCAUGCUGUGGGCGGUCUCGCAGGCUGCACCUUUACGACGUGUGGUGGUGGAUGACAAUCUUUGGCUUUCGUACUUUCGCAUGCCCCCGGAUGGUGUGAAAGCAAGCGAUCCUCGCUAUCCGAAGCAAGGAGCGUGCCUGGAGUAUGAUGGUUGGGUGAAGCUUGGGUACCGGGAUCCCGUCAUGGACUUUGCUAGCGGUGGCUUCAUGGCCAAUGUCGAGGUGAGGGGCACUGCAAGCUUCGGUGCCCAACAGCAAUUCUUUGCUCGCAACUGCACUGCAAAGAGCUGGGAGCCAGGGGCUUGGAACUUUGUUUUCGUUGGAUGCCCUGAUGCUCCCAAUAGUGGACAUUUGGAGGCUGCGGACAAGGGCCCUAUCUCCACCAACGUCAGUGCCUCGCAGGUGAUUGCAGAAAAGCCCUUCAUCGUCAAAGAGAGUGAUGGUCGCUACAAAUUGGUGGUCCCCUCAGCCUCGACGGGCCGCAUCGGAACGGACUUUGAGCUUGCGGAGGAAGAGAUCAGGGACUUCAGCACGGUCUUUGUAGCCCAACCGUCGAGUGGGGCCGCCGAAAUCAACAGGAAGCUCGCUGAAGGGAAAGAUGUUGUCUUCGCUCCGGGAAUCUACAAUCUCGAGGAGACACUACGUGUCCAGAAAAGUGGUCAGGUUUUGCUGGCCUUGGGCUUUGCAACGCUCGUGGCUCCGACGGACUCACCUUGCAUCCUAGUUGAUGAUGAAGCCGUUGGUGUACGGAUCUCGGGAAUGAUGAUGGAGGCGGCUUACCGUCCACUGAAGGGAGCAUCGCCUACCGAGCUCACAUCACCAGGGCCCAAGGCGCUGCUUCAGUGGGGUUGCGGCAAGGCAGCACGCAGUGAUCCAGCGGUGCCUGGUACUUGGGGCUUUCUUCAUGACUGUUUCGCUCGUGUCGGUGGCCAAGAGGCCCCCUUCACUGCGCGAGAUGAAGUCGAUCCGUCCAGGACACCGAAGACUCGACCACACAGCGAAAAGCCUCUCUUCGACUCCGAAGCUCGCUGCAGCGCCAUGGUGCAGAUUCAAGCUCCAUGCGUGGUGGGCGACAACUUGUGGCUCUGGCGUGCAGAUCACUGGCUAAGCGAUCAGUAUUUGGUCUACAACCAUGAGAACCGAUGCGAGACUGGAUUGCACGUCGGGCCUUCUGCCAGAUACGUUACCAUGUAUGGUCUCUUUGUAGAGCACACGCUGGGUGACAUGACGUACUGGGAAGGAGAGGAUGGCACAACCUUCUUCUAUCAGUCAGAGCUCCCAUAUGAUGCUAUGCAUGCCUGA